Closterium sp. NIES-65 is the source of this 1758-nucleotide messenger RNA. The record is from the annotation of a GenBank genome assembly. NCBI's taxonomy places the organism in Eukaryota, Viridiplantae, Streptophyta, Zygnematophyceae, Desmidiales, Closteriaceae.
AUGGCCAAUCGCGACCACCGGCGCGCUCAAGUAGGUAAUAGCUUGUUCACCGUAUACCUCCUCUGUGCUGGCCUCCUCGUCUCUCCUGGCCACACUUCUGCUUCACGCGACAUUGCGGCUCUACAGCAGUUCGCCAGUUCUCGCGAGACUCUUUUGACGCCAGAAAUUGUUACCGCUGUCGAUAAUCACGAAAACAGCGGGGGUCAGUCCUUAGAAUCCGUCGUUCGUGAAUCCGCCGCGGCUGACGCGGAAGCCGCCAAAGCUCUAGCGGAAUACGAAGAUGCGAAAAAGGUUCUCGAAGGAAAGAAGAAGGACGCGGAUGGAAUAGGCUCGGAAGCGUCUAAACUGCGCGGCCAGGCGGAAGAGUUGGCGUUCGAUCACGCCGUCAUAGCCACGGAAGUCGCGGAAUCAGCGGAGCGGGAGCGGAAAAGCACCUCGGACCUGAAGCGCGCGGAAGAGGUGGCGGAAAAAGCUGGAGCAUACGCGGCCGGAAAGCGGAAGGUAGCGAAUGAGGCUUCGGCCACAGCGGGGGAAGCCGCACGGUUGGCGGAAGCGGAAGGGACGGCGGAGGCGCAGUUCGCGCUCGUGCGGGCAAACACCACGCGCGCGGAGGCGGUCCGAGCUGCGGAGGUGGCGGAAACGUUGGCAGCAGAAGCGAAGGAGUAUGCAGAGGAAGUGUGGGAAGCGUUAUCGCAUGAAGGAUCCGACAUGGAUAUUUCUAUGGUUGACCUGGUAUCGGAGGAGGCUUAUAUCGAGGAUUUAAAUGCCACAGCAGCACGCCUAGAGGAGGAAUAUUGGAAGAGUGUGACUGCAGUGGAGGUCGCUAAAGCGAAGGUGGCAGAACUGAAGUGCCUGGCAGAGGAGAAGGUUGCGCGGGCGAAGGCGAUGCGAGCAGCACUGAGGAAAGGCGGUUCACGGGACAUUGCGGCUCCACAACAAUUCGCCAAUUCUCGCGGGAUUCAUGGCGCGUCUACACGAGAAAUUGUUACUGUUGUCGAAAAUCACGAGAAUAAGUCGUUAGUAUCCGCGGUUCGUGAAGCCGCCGCUGCUGACGCAGAAGCCGCUAAAGCUCUAGCGGAUUACGAAGAUGCGAAGAAGGUUCUCGAAGGAAAAAGGAUGGACGCGGAGGGAAUAAGCGCGGAAGCUUCUAAAGUGCGCAGCCAGGCGGACGAAAUGGCGCUCAAUCGCGCCCUCAUGACCACGGACGUCGCGGAACUAGCGGAGCGGGCGCGAAAACGCUCCGCGGACCUAAAGCGCGCGUCAGAGGUCGCGGAAAAAGCUGGAGCAUUAGCGGCAGGCAAGCGGAAGGUGGCGGAUGAAGCUUCCGCCGCACUCGGGGAAGCAGCGCGGUUGGCGGAAGCCGCCCGCACGGCGGGGGCGCAGCUAGCGCUCGAGCGGACGAAAUUUGAGCGCGCAGAAGCGGUGCGCGCAGCGGAGGAGGCGGAAACGGUGGCGGAAGAAGCCGCGGAGAACGCGGAGGAUGCGUGGGAAGCGUUUUCGCAGGAAGAAUUCGAUGUGGAAGUUUCCGUGGUGGACAUUGAAUCUGAGGAGACUUAUCUCGAGGAUUUAAAAACCGCAGCAGCACGCCUAGAGGAGGAAUAUCGGAAGAGUGUGACAGCAGUGGAGGUCGCUAAAGCGAAGGUGGAGGAACUGAAGGCUUUGGCAGAGGAGAAGGUUGCGCGGGCGAAGGCGAUGCGAGCUGCUUUGAGAAAAGGCGGGAAGAGCAAUGGCCGAGAUGCAACGACAGCCACGCAAUAG